This is a messenger RNA of Corylus avellana, 1900 nucleotides long. Lineage: Eukaryota; Viridiplantae; Streptophyta; Magnoliopsida; Fagales; Betulaceae. The record is from RefSeq and is a predicted model, not a curated record.
GUGCGGUCGUGUGGCAAGCUCCGUGGUCACUCGUAAUCGGUUGUCGGUAUCCCCUCAUAGCCUCACUGCUCCGGCCUCCGGGGACUAUUGCUCAAUUCUCUCAUUAUCUUUCUCUGCGCAUUUAAAAAACUAGUAGGAAAAUGAGGCCGUGGCGAUGGUCCCUGUCUGCCUCUGCCACUGCUUCUCCCUUCUCCCCCUGCUACUCAUGCCGUUUUCGUGUACCUCUCUCUCUUAACAACUUUUCACUUUCAGCACCUUCAAUAUCACCAUCUUCUUGUAAGAUUUCUACUGGGCUUCAAUUCCAACACUUCAACGAGAACAGCAACGUCAGGAAGAGGAAAAGGGUAACUGGGUUCGAAGCAGUAGCGAGGAAUGUCGUGAAAUGCACCAGCGGCACAAACACCGAAUUGGACGAAAACGAAGGACUCGCUGAUUUUGAUGGCGUGGGAACAGGGCAUGACGUGGAGUGCGUUGUCUCCUCAUCCGAUUCGGAAGAAAGCGUCGCUCUAUCGGAUGAUGAUUCAGCAGCGCUAGGGAGAGUAGUGUGGGAAUGGGCGGUGCUGGUUUCACCCUUCUUCUUCUGGGGCACGGCUAUGGUGGCCAUGAAAGAAGUGAUUCCAAAGUGUGGCCCGUUCUUCGUCUCCGCGUUCCGCCUCAUUCCCGCCGGCUUUCUCUUGGUUGCGUUCGCCGCUUCGCGUAACCGCCCUUUCCCCUCUGGACUCACCGCUUGGCUUUCCAUCUCUCUCUUCGCUCUCGUCGAUGCCACCUGUUUCCAGGGUUUUCUCGCUGAAGGGUUACAGAGGACAUCGGCAGGUUUGGGUAGUGUGAUAAUUGACUCUCAACCUUUAACGGUGGCUAUACUUGCAGCCUUGUUAUUUGGCGAGUCCAUUGGGUUUGUUGGAGCUGCAGGGCUUGUACUUGGUGUUGUUGGGCUUUUACUCCUCGAGGUGCCUGCACUUGCUUUUGAUACGAGUAACUUUUCACUGUGGGGAAGUGGGGAGUGGUGGAUGCUUCUUGCAGCUCAGAGCAUGGCAAUUGGCACGGUCAUGGUCCGUUGGGUUUCAAAGUACUCUGAUCCUGUUAUGGCAACUGGAUGGCACAUGGUUAUUGGUGGUCUCCCUCUUGUCAUAUUCUGCAUUCUUAAUGAUGAUCCUGUUGUCAAUGGGAGUCUUAAAGAGUUCACUGCUACUGAUGUGGUGGCGCUCCUCUAUACCUCCAUUUUUGGAAGUGCUGUCAGCUAUGGUGUAUACUUCUACAGUGCAACAAAAGGUAGCUUGACAAAGCUGAGCUCCUUUACCUUUCUAACCCCAAUGUUUGCAUCAAUUUUUGGGUUUAUUUAUCUCGGUGAAACCUUCUCACCCGUGCAACUAGUUGGGGCAGUUGUUACCUUGGUUGCAAUAUAUAUGGUUAACUACAGGAAUGUUGUGGAAUGAAGCAUAUGAUCAAUACAGGUUGAUUUAACAUGUGAACAAAAGGAAGGCAAGGCUCACUUGCAGGCUAGCUCCUGAUCUUCAUGACUGGGGUUUGAAGAUGCUUGUAGUAUGUAUACACAUACACUUGAAUAAACCAUGCAUGUUGUAGAUGCAUUCCUAUCCUCUCAGAGCUUUGGUGUCAUGGCAGACUGCUCAUUGAUGCCUAACUCAGCUCCAAGCCCUAACCCAUGGGAGAAUUUGUUCUUGGGGAAGGUUCAGGGUAAUAUGCCUUUGAUAUUAUUUGUACAAGAAAGCAGUUGUUCAAGGUAUUCUAGGGCCCUCUAGCACGAUCUGUUGAAAAUGACUCGAGUUUGUUCAUAAAUUGGUGUAAUUUUUCACAUGGAUGAUUUUGAAAGGAAAUACAUUUUGAGAUCGUUCAACACUAUAGAAAAUGCCAAACAUGAGUUUAAAUGAUACAUCUAUUUUGG